AUGGCGGGUCUCCCUCAGCGCUGUGCGCGACAACUUCUCCGCGAGCCCUUCCAGCGCGGCUCCCUUCCUCUCUUCCUCACACCCGCCUUCUCCCCGGCUCGCACACAAUGCUUCUCGACUACAACGCCAAUGCAAUCCCGUGUCGGCGGCGCCCCGAUCUCCGUUCCCCCCGAGGUAUCAUUCAGCUUGGUUGAUGUGCCCAAGUCGAUCACCCAAGUCCGUGGCAAGGAUAUACCGAAAUAUUCGGCUCAGAUCAAGGGUCCCAAAGGCGAGAUGUCUCUUACACUCCCUUCUUUCCUGACGGUCAACUAUGAUGCGACUAGCUCGAAGGCGACCAUCACUGUUGACGACGCUGAGCAACCUCAGCAGCGCGCCAUGUGGGGGACCGUGCGCGCUCUCCUCCAAAAUCACAUCACCGGCGUCUCAGAGGGGCACAUCUGCAUUCUCAGCAUGGUGGGUGUUGGUUACAGGGCCACCAUCGAGGACAAGGCGACCACCGUGACUGCCGCCUUCCCCGGCCAACAAUUCGUCUCGCUGAAGGUUGGCUUCUCCCACCCAAUUGAACUCGGCGUUCCCGAGGGUGUCAAGGCUAGCACGCCGCAGCCGACUCGCAUUCUGCUCGAGGGCGUGGACAAGCGGAAGGUGACGCAGUUUGCGGCGGAGAUUCGCGAGUGGAGACGGCCGGAGCCUUAUAAGGGCAAGGGUAUCUUUGUUAAUGGAGAGACUAUCAAGCUCAAGGCCAAGAAGAUUAAAUAG
Molecule: messenger RNA, 756 nt
Organism: Penicillium diatomitis
Lineage: Eukaryota; Fungi; Ascomycota; Eurotiomycetes; Eurotiales; Aspergillaceae
Product: mitochondrial 54S ribosomal protein uL6m
Exons: 3
Coding region: 1-756 (251 amino acids)
Biological process (GO): translation
Cellular component (GO): mitochondrial large ribosomal subunit; ribosome
Molecular function (GO): rRNA binding; structural constituent of ribosome
Source: RefSeq, a predicted model, not a curated record